UGUGUUUUGCGAGCUGUAGUUUGGUGUGAUUUCGGUUAUGGAGGAGCUAUCAUCAUAAUAUACCAGCUUUUCUUGAUUUUGAAGUUUCCAAUUUUAUUUCUUUAAUAAUUGGAUGUCUGGUGAAAGAAAUUUCGAUUUCUUUGCCUUGUUUUUUGGACUAUAAAUACCACUCUCCGAUCUCUAUAUUUCGUAAAUCGAAAGUGUAGUUACUAAUUAGGGCUUGGGUCACUUUCCUCUGUAGCUCACAAUCAGGCGUUGAGUUUUGUGGAGGAGAUCUGAGCAAUGGCGAGCAAUUCAUCAAACGGUGAGCAGCAGACAACUAAGCCACCUCCAUCCCCAUCUCCAUUGCGCUUUUCCAAGUUUUUUCAGUCCAACAUGAGAAUUUUGGUUACUGGUGGAGCGGGAUUCAUAGGCUCACAUCUAGUUGACAAAUUGAUGGAAAAUGAGAAAAAUGAGGUGAUAGUCGCCGAUAACUACUUCACUGGAUCAAAGGAUAAUCUGAGAAAAUGGAUUGGUCAUCCAAGAUUUGAGCUUAUCCGUCAUGAUGUCACUGAGCCAUUGCUGAUCGAGGUUGAUCGAAUUUACCAUCUUGCCUGCCCAGCUUCUCCCAUUUUCUAUAAAUACAAUCCCGUGAAGACAAUAAAGACAAAUGUGAUUGGCACACUGAACAUGUUAGGCCUUGCCAAGCGAGUUGGAGCAAGGAUAUUGCUGACAUCAACUUCAGAGGUAUAUGGAGAUCCUCUUGUGCAUCCUCAACCUGAGAGCUACUGGGGAAAUGUCAACCCAAUUGGGGUUCGUAGCUGCUAUGACGAAGGGAAGCGUGUGGCUGAGACUUUGAUGUUUGAUUAUCAUAGGCAGCAUGGAAUUGAAAUACGCAUUGCUAGAAUCUUUAACACGUAUGGACCAAGAAUGAACAUUGACGAUGGGCGUGUUGUCAGCAAUUUCAUAGCUCAAGCACUUCGUGGUGAACCAUUGACAGUCCAAAAACCUGGAACACAAACUCGCAGUUUUUGUUAUGUUUCUGACAUGGUUGACGGUCUCAUCCAACUCAUGGAAGGAGAGAACACUGGGCCAAUCAACAUUGGAAAUCCAGGUGAAUUUACUAUGCUGGAACUUGCUGAGACAGUGAAGGAGCUGAUUAGUCCUGACGUGGAGAUAAAUCUGGUGGAGAAUACUCCAGAUGAUCCUCGACAGAGGAAACCUGACAUCACAAAGGCAAAAGAAUUGCUUGGAUGGGAGCCAAAGGUCAAGCUGCAGGAUGGACUUCCCCUAAUGGAGGAGGAUUUCCGCUUGAGGCUUGGGGUCGCCAAAACAAAUUGAAUGAGCUAUUGAUGGUUUGGAUGAGUGGGACCUUGAUGUGCCAAAUCUUCAUACCAUACUGAUGCACCAUCGGUUUUUCUUCCCAAAUUUAUGUUUGUUUUCUCUAUAGAAAAAUAAGAGGUUGUGGGUAUUCUUCUCUUUUUUUUCAUUUUUCUCUUCUUGAUUAUGGAUGUUGAGAACUUUGAACAUUCUCAGAGUCCGGCAUUCAACAAUGUUAUAUAUUCGAACUUGUUGAAAAUAGUUGUGCUGAAUAUUGGGUGUUAUUGCCCAGAAUUUUGUUUUGAUAAUAAUAUAAAUGCAUUUAGCUCUAUGCA
This is a messenger RNA of Tripterygium wilfordii, 1634 nucleotides long. Its product is annotated as UDP-glucuronic acid decarboxylase 6-like. The coding region runs from base 283 to 1320 and encodes 345 amino acids. The record is from RefSeq and is a predicted model, not a curated record. Gene Ontology annotation, biological process: D-xylose metabolic process. The transcript has 13 exons. NCBI's taxonomy places the organism in Eukaryota, Viridiplantae, Streptophyta, Magnoliopsida, Celastrales, Celastraceae. Gene Ontology annotation, cellular component: cytoplasm. Gene Ontology annotation, molecular function: NAD+ binding; UDP-glucuronate decarboxylase activity.